Messenger RNA from Acaulospora colombiana, 346 nucleotides. The record is from the annotation of a GenBank genome assembly. Lineage: Eukaryota; Fungi; Glomeromycota; Glomeromycetes; Diversisporales; Acaulosporaceae.
GUCUCCGACGUGGGGAACUCAAGCGCCGCUCCUAGCUUGACCCGCAUGUCCACAUAUAAUAUUCGGAAAGUCACCAACGACAUCUACAAGAGAGCAGAUAGGUUUGACCAAGAUUCGGUCACCAUCGAAUGGGAUUGCAUCACUAGAGAAGAAGAGGUGAGGGAUGAAUAUGCAAAGGCCCGCAGAAAAUGGGCCGAUGCCGCAUAUCGGGGAGAUUGGGAUGAAAUAUUCAAGGUAUCACUGUCUACUGCUCUGAUGAACUCGCCUACGAUUCGAGAGGGCUGGCCAAUGCGACGAGACUACUUCCUAAAGGCGUCCAGCCGGACCCCUCAAAGAGACCUUCAGG